Molecule: messenger RNA, 621 nt
Organism: Pollicipes pollicipes
Lineage: Eukaryota; Metazoa; Arthropoda; Thecostraca; Pollicipedomorpha; Pollicipedidae
Exons: 4
Coding region: 15-590 (191 amino acids)
Source: RefSeq, a predicted model, not a curated record
UCAACUGGCGCGAGAUGGCGCUGCGGCGCCGCAAGGUGGCCGACUGCCAGAUCAUCGGCUGCGUCGUCACCUCGGGUCUGCUCAUUCUGGCCGCGGGACUCGGCAUGUUCCUGGCCGCCUGGUUCGUCCUCGGCAAGGAGGACCCGUUCAUCCUCAUCGGGCCCGUGUUCGCCGGCUGCGGUAUCGUCGUGCUCCUGCUCAGCGUCGAGGUGUGCGUGCGGCGGCAGAAGGUCAUCAAACUCACCGAGGACCUCAGCUCAGACGAGGAGGACGGACACUACAUCGACGAGGGGCUCAUCAACUACGGCUUCGGCCACUUCCACGGCGACGACCCGGGAACGCCCAUCAGCAGCAAGUCCCCCGCCCACAGCAAGUCCCCCGCCUACCGUUCGCCCAUCGUGGUUCGCUCUCAGGCACAAGGCGGCGAAGACGACGAAUCGUACAAGCCAUCGUUUGACGUAGAAGGUCGCCUCCGACCCGAGGACCGGCCCCAGGUGAACGUGCUGGCGCCCACGCCGGACGUGCUCGACACCUCGAUGACGCAGGAGGCCAUUGAGAUGCUGCUCUCGCCGGCCAGCGGCCGCGGAUAGCUAGCCGUGCCCAGCGAGGAGGCGCUGUGGC